Hyaloscypha bicolor E is the source of this 858-nucleotide messenger RNA. RefSeq lists its product as uncharacterized. Bases 221 to 469 code for a protein of 82 amino acids. The record is from RefSeq and is a predicted model, not a curated record. NCBI's taxonomy places the organism in Eukaryota, Fungi, Ascomycota, Leotiomycetes, Helotiales, Hyaloscyphaceae. The transcript has 3 exons.
CGCCUCACACCAAAGCCUUUUCCCCUUAAGACAUUAUAUCCCUUGAUCGUCUGCCUUCCGGGGUCAUGGGUUCACAUUCAAUCAGUUUAUCAAUAAACAAGAGAAGAAGAUCUUUGCAAAACAUUCCCUCGACUAUCUAGCCUCAUAUUCUUCAUAUUCCCAAUAGUAGCGUCGCGGAACUCCAACACGUCCAAACCUCAGAAUCGAAUCAAACCAUUCCAUGCCCACCGAGCCUGAAAUUGUUGUCGAGGAAAGUGAUAUGGUCGUGAAGCGGGAAUUACACACAAAAUGUGUUACUGCCGGAAGACUAUCCCAGGAAUUGAAAGAGCUCCUCGGCGAUGCUCAGUUCAAAGUCGAAAUGCGCCAUAACGUCUUUAACAUCGAGUCUUCUAAAGAUUUUGAUAUAGGAAUAUUGUUAAAAAACUGCCAAAAUAGGAUGGGACUUCGUCGAAGAAAAUCUCCAUGCUGAGGCUUCGAACACUCGGCGACACCAACUCAGUCAGGCAACUGAGCGCUCCUGCCGUUAAAGUGAGCGAAUGAUCCUUAUGUGGGUUUACUAGGUUUAAAUAUGCGGGGUUUACGGUUAGCAUACAAGGUGCAUAUCGAGCGCAAUGGGAUGGACUCGAGCUUAUGACCCAUGGGAAUGAUUUAUGAGAAACAUUUCAGGUUGAUAUUCUAGGAGGCGACAUUGUUUCGGUUUUUCUUACUUACUUCAUUAAAAUUUUCUGCUUUGGAUGCGAACUGGCAUUUGGGAAAGGAGAGUUAAGGGGGGCAACUCCACCUAUUAUACGUAUAGCUCUCCCAAGAAAAACUACCUAGCGACAGAUGAAAAAAUCAAUCUUGAUAAGUGCGUUGGCU